Molecule: messenger RNA, 780 nt
Organism: Kluyveromyces lactis
Lineage: Eukaryota; Fungi; Ascomycota; Saccharomycetes; Saccharomycetales; Saccharomycetaceae
Gene: RSR1
Product: Ras family GTPase RSR1
Exons: 1
Coding region: 1-780 (259 amino acids)
Biological process (GO): signal transduction
Cellular component (GO): plasma membrane
Molecular function (GO): GDP binding; GTP binding; GTPase activity
Source: RefSeq, a predicted model, not a curated record
AUGAGAGAUUAUAAAUUGGUUGUUCUUGGAGCCGGCGGUGUCGGUAAGUCAUGUUUGACAGUUCAGUUUGUGCAAGGGGUUUACUUAGAUUCCUAUGACCCGACCAUAGAAGAUUCGUAUCGCAAGACCAUGGAGAUUGAUAAUAAGGUUUUUGAUUUGGAAAUCUUGGACACUGCAGGAGUGGCACAAUUCACAGCUAUGAGAGAAUUGUAUAUCAAAUCUGGAAUGGGGUUCUUGUUGGUGUAUUCUGUCAGUGAUCGUCAGUCAUUAAAUGAGCUGCUCGAGUUACGAGAACAAGUAUUGCGGAUUAAAGAUUCCGAUCGUGUCCCCAUUGUGCUCGUUGGUAAUAAGGCAGACUUACAAGAUGAACGUGUAAUUUCAGUAGAAGAGGGAAUCGAAGUCAGUAGUAAAUGGGGCAAAGUACCAUUUUACGAAGCUAGUGCACUACUCAGAAGUAAUGUCGAUGAAGUAUUUAUUGAUCUUGUAAGACAAAUUAUCAGAAACGAGUUAGAAUCUGCAUCUAACAUCAAUAACAGUCAAUCUAGAAAAUUUAGCCAAGCUCGUACGAUGGGAAGUAGUUCAAUGACAGAACUGGGAAACGACGAUUCAAACCCUUCUCAAGAACGAAAUAAUGACAUUGCGGGUCCAAGUCAAGUUCAACGAUUAGUUUCAAGAGUCCAAACCAAGAAGGAUAUUAGCUCAAAACCAGCAGCUGAUUCAAAUAAACAUGCUAAGAAGAAACGGAAAAAGAGUAAGAAACGGUCUUGUGUAAUAUUAUAA